AUGCUUUAUUAUCCAGCAGAUCUGUUUUGUCUACUAAUAACCUUUCCGUUAUUAUCAGCCGAUGGACAAUAUUCAGUAGCUGAUAAAGCAGAACGCUUGAGGCAGUGGCUUGAAGCAAAUCGUCAUUCUUUCCCACAACCCAUAACCGAUGAUUUAAUCUCAUCCAUAUCCGGAAACAAUGAUAUCGCCACAACCGUACUCAAAGUUUUCGGUUUUGGUUCGGAACCGAAAGUUUUGGAAGCACAAUUUGCCAGAACAACCGAUUUACCUACCACUUCACGUAGUGGAGUCAAAGUUGCUGACAGACAAGUUUGUCCUUUCGAUGCUGAUCCAUUAAUUUUAUCUGGUGAAUACAAUUACUGUCAGCCAACAACAAUUGGAGAAUGUCCAACUGGCUUCGUCUGCGAUUUUAGCUUAGUACUUGGUCGAUCAAUAUGCUGUCAGGACAUGCGUAAUCAACCAAUUAUUAAUAUAAGGGUGAAAUCACCGAUAAAUUCAACCACCAAUCCUUUUUUCACAACACCUUCAUCGAGACAAGAAAAGAUCAAAACUCAUGAGCAUAUCUGGUUGUCUACAGUUCCCAAUCGUCGAUCACCCUGGUAUAUUAGAGGCAGAACUCCAUGGAAUGGAAAUGCUCAUACCUUUGUCACUUCAAGGGCGAUAACUGUGCCUACAACACAGAUGUAUAAAAGACAUGAAUUAUCGACAACAGAAUCUGCUGUAAAGGUAGAUAGCAAAGAGGUGUCCGCUGAAGAAUAUAUUAGCACUGCUAGCAAAAUCGUCACACCUGAAUUUGGCGUAAUUUCAAAGAAAUCACCUCAAACAACAAUAUCACCAUCCUCAAUUCCCGCAAUACCCGUCGAUCACCUGACAUCCGUAUCUUUAAUUCAAGUUGGUAACGUUAAGAGAUUGACGGACAAGCAAAUACUCCUUGUUGGGACAAUUACACUUAUUAACGAUCAGGGUUACCGAAUACUGGUGGACACUGGAUCUGCCGCGGAUACUGAAUCGCUCCUACAAGGUCUUUCGAAAGAAAUGAUUUCCAUGAAUGAAAUUGCGGUAAUUGUAAUAACGAGUGGACAUCCGAGUCAUACAGGCAAUCUUAACCUUUUCCCCCUGAAAUCAAUACUUUUUCAUACGAUGGAAUUUGUGGAACAACAUGCUACUGUCAGCGAACUUAAAGAUAGACCUUACCGUAAACUAACAGAAAAUGUAGAAGUUUGGAAAACUCCUGGCUUCACACAGCAAAGUCUUAGUGUGUUGGUUUAUAAUGUGGAAGGAUACGGAACGAUGGCUAUCGUUGGCGAUUUGAUACCAACGGAAGAUUACAUUUUCAAUAGGACAGAUUCAAGCGUAGAUAUCGAUGAAAGUGUUUGGGAUUCACUGAUCAGAAGGCAAAAUUCAAAUUUGAUCACAUGUUUAGCGGAUUGGAUCAUUCCCGGUCAUGGGCAACCAUUUAAAGUGUCACCACUUUAUAGACAGCGAGCAGGAUGCACACGCUUGUUAGCGCAGCGGAAGAAAUUCG
Acanthocheilonema viteae is the source of this 1525-nucleotide messenger RNA. Lineage: Eukaryota; Metazoa; Nematoda; Chromadorea; Rhabditida; Onchocercidae. The record is from the annotation of a GenBank genome assembly.